AUGCGCCGCUACUUGCUCGCCUCAUUGCCAAUGGCCCACAGGCCGCGCUACCCGUCCCACACUGGUCUCGUUAUUUCAAUGAGUCAUGUUAGUUUUGAGCCAAAGCAGCAAAGCAAACUGCAGGUAUUGACUGCUUAUUCGGUUGCACGUGACUCAUCUCCCCAAUUUGGCAGAAGUUCGCCAUUCAACCAUUUGCGGCAAUUAGUCACAGCGUUUGGCACAUCGAUGGCGGUGAAGCAGUUGUCUCGUGGUAAAAUUCUCUCUGCGAAACCCUCUGAUGGGGGAAAUAACACGGCUGGUGAGCAGAAUGGUAGGGACAAAAAGGAAGAGGAAAGCCCCAUAUUCCCGAAUUCAUCUUCAGAAGAUGACAACACCGAGGAGUUGAUAGUUGCACGCUCUGUGCUCUUCGUAUUGGUGAUGCUUGGAACUUCCUACGUAUUGUACAAGCUUUCUCAGCCCUUGGGUAAACAAACUGGAUGGGCAUCGCUAUUAAAGAAUGCUGAGAUCGUAAAGAGCAUUAAGUUAUACCACAACUACGCGCAGGUGUAUCUCAGUGAAGGAAAGGUUUACCUCGGACUGGUAGACGACCAGCACACCCAAGAAAAGCUGGAAAAACUGAAUAAGGCGUAUAAUGAUGCAGUAACGACGAGAAUAAAAGAGCCGCGGCCGCAAGGGAAUGGGGAGACGGUAACAACGAAAUCGGAGGGAAUCGAGGUAUCGCUGCAGGGAACGCCACUGGGAGAGCAAGCGCUGGUAGUGUUGGGUGUUUUCGCGUGGGUUGUGCCGUUCGUGUUCUUCCCUGUGUUUGUGAUGGUUCUCUCCAAUUCCAUUGGUAAGUCACUCGCGCUGACGUUGGAGGCUGGUAAAAAGACACACAAAUCAAAGGAAAUGGUGUUUCGUGUGGAACUCUCAUCCAGCACACGCUUCAAGCACAUUGCCGGCUUAAAGGAAGCCAAAAAGGAGGUGACUGAGGUGGUAGAUUUCCUCCGCCACCCCGAGCGCUAUACGUCAUUGGGGGCAAAAGUGCCAACUGGGGCACUUCUUCUGGGGCCGCCAGGUACGGGUAAAACACUCCUGGCGAAAGCUGUGGCAGGUGAAAGUGGAGUGGGCUUCAUCCCGGUUUGCGGUUCGGACUUCGUGGAGUUGUAUGUGGGGAUGGGCGCAUUGCGUGUUAGGCAGUUGUUUGAGGUUGCGAAGAAGCAGCGUUGCAUCGUUUAUAUUGACGAGAUUGAUGCCAUUGGGCUGAAACGAACGGGUGCUGGUAUCGGCGAAAAGCAGGAGCAAGAACAUACACUUAAUGAACUGCUAACACAAUUGGAUGGAUUCAGUAGCAGCCGUCGUGGAGACGUUAUGAUAUUGGCAUCUAGUAACGUAUCGCAGGAGCAGCUGGAUCCGGCGCUUGUACGUCCUGGAAGGUUUGACCGUAUUAUUCACGUAGACAUGCCCGUCAUAUCGGAGAGAAUUGAUAUAUUUAAGGUCCACCUCAGUGCGUUGACAUUGGUGAAGGAAAGCAACAAGGGUGCUAAGGGUGCAGAGGUGGAACAGCAAACAGAAGAAGCGUCCACAGAAUCUUCCGAGUCCAAGAAGUCUGACGCUAAGGCCAACGCCAAGAGUGACGAUGAAGGGAAAAUGGAGUCGGGGACGGUUCCUUCUUCGGAAAAUAAAUCACCUACCGCUGAUGAGGCUAAGGGUUUCAACAGCUGUGAAGUAAGUACAGCAAACGCAACCACAUCCUCACUUGUUGUUAGUAAACUACAAGAAGAGAUGGAAGCUGAACAAGAGCUGCUAGAACAGGAGAAACUGACAGGGGACCCCUCCUACGAUUUCCGGACGCUUCUCGCAAAUAAGAGCGAACGCGAGCGUGCCCUCAUUAAUUCCUAUGCUGAACGCAUGAGCAGUCUCUGUCCAGGUUUCACUGGAGCCGACAUUGCCAACGUGUGCAAUGAAGCCGCUAUACUUGCAGCACGAGAAAACAAUUCAAAUGUUGACAUUACCCAUUUGGAACGUUCCAUUGACCGAGUAUUGGCAGGUAUUGAGCACCGCAGCCGUGUGCUGUCGCCAUUUGAGCGGCAGGUUGUUGCUCACCACGAAGCAGGUCAUGCCGUUGCCGGUUGGUUCCUCAACCGCGCUGAUCCACUCAUGAAAGUUUCCAUCGUACCUCGCGGCGGUUCAGCGCUUGGUUACGCUCAAUACCUACCGAAUGAAAACAAUGUGCGGACCGCAGCUGAGAUUCGGGACUCCAUCAGCGUGACGUUGGGCGGACGCGUGGCGGAGAAGAUUUUUUUCAACCAUCUUUCCACAGGUGCAUCCGAUGAUCUCAACAAGGUGGCACGAAUGGCGUACAUGUUUGUUAGUUCAUUCGCACCACGGCCUGUGUACCCCGCUCCAGGUACUGCGGGGACGCGCAUUGUGAAACCGUUCGGGCCCAAAGUGUCAAACCAUAUCGAUGUGGAGGCAAAGAAGCUGGUCGAUGAAAUAUAUGAGCAGACAUAUAGUCUGUUGUUAUCGAAAAAGGAGGAGAUGGAAACGCUUGCCAAACACUUGUUGGAAAACGAGGUGUUAACCUUCGAUGACGUGGUGAGGUAUCUUGGCACACGCAAGGCGAGGGAAACAGACCGUAAGAAGGGCGUGUGA
Messenger RNA from Trypanosoma brucei brucei TREU927, 2634 nucleotides. Its product is annotated as ATP-dependent zinc metallopeptidase, putative. Gene Ontology annotation, molecular function: metalloendopeptidase activity; ATP binding; ATP-dependent peptidase activity. Gene Ontology annotation, biological process: mitochondrial protein processing; protein-containing complex assembly. The record is from RefSeq and is a predicted model, not a curated record. Bases 1 to 2634 code for a protein of 877 amino acids. Gene Ontology annotation, cellular component: m-AAA complex. NCBI's taxonomy places the organism in Eukaryota, Euglenozoa, Kinetoplastea, Trypanosomatida, Trypanosomatidae. The transcript has a single exon.